GUUAUUUCUGAAUGUAGGAUGUGUGUUUAAGGUUGAAGUUUAUUAAUUUAUUUCUCUUAGAUCUGUGUUGAUUCUGUGCUGUGGUUGCCAGUUCUACAGCUCCUACACUGACAGAGUUUGAUAUAGGGUAACAAAGCUUUCUUUUUAUUAAUGUAGACAGGAUCUUUUCAGUCAAAAGAACAGAGUAAACUGAGUGCUGAGGAAUGCAUUUUAAAGAUCUCAGGGACUAAAAAUGGAGCACAUAAAAACAGGAAAUGGAUUUCAACAAAAAAGAUGAGAUGCAGAAUCUAUGUGCUGUCAAACUGAGAACAGAGCAGUGGUGUGGGGAGCACAGACGGAGACUGGAGUUGUUUUGCCAGAAAGAUGAGGCCUUUAUUUGUGUACUUUGUGUUCCCAGACAUUCCAGCCACAGUUUUGUGUUCUUGCAUGAGACAGCCACCGUGUAUAAGGACAAGCUAAAAACAGCUUUAUCAUCCCUGGAAUUAAAAGUCAAGCAUCUUAAAGAUCAGCAGAACACAAAUGAGAAGGAACUCCUGGACAUACAUGAUGAUGCUUAUAGUUUGGAAAAAUACAUCAUAGAAGAGUUUACAAAACUGCAACUGUUACUACAUGACUGGGAGCAAAAAUUACUCCAACAGCUUAAAAAUGACAAAGUGGCACUUCUGAAACAGAUAGAAGAAAACCUUGAAUGUACAAAACGUGAUGCUGUGGUCACCAAUGUGAAAGUACCCGAUGGCAGCUUGGAGUUCAGGAAGGAAAUAACACUGACUAUGGAAGAGAUGGGAGACAAUGCUGAAAACAUUAAACAUGAUGUUACUGCAACAUGUAAAGCAUUGUAUGAGAAGUCGGAGACUAUAAAACAGAAAACUGUUGAUUUUCUAACUGAAGAUGCUUAUAGUUUGGAACAAUACAUUGCGCAAGAGUUUACAAAACUGCAUGUGUUACUACAUGACUGGGAGCAAAAAGUAUUGCAACAGCUUAAAAAUAACAAAAUGGCAGUUCUGAAACAGGUGGAAGAAAACCUUGAAUGUACAAAACAUGAUGCUGUGGUCACCAAUGUGAAAGUACCCAAUGGCAGCUUGGAGUUCAGGAAGGAAAUAACAAUGACUCUGGAAGAGAUGAAAGAAAAUGCUGAAAACAUUAAAAAUGAUGUUCCUGCAAAAUGUAAAGCAUUGUAUGAUAAGCCAGAGACUAUAAAACAGGAAACUGUUGGUUUUCUAACUAUUCCAGAAACCUUUGAGGAUGUUGCUGUCACUUUCUCAGAAGAAGAGUGGAAGAUGUUAAGAAAACAAGACAAGGAGCUUCACAGAGAAGUGAUGGUGCAGAACUAUGAAACACUGAUUUCAGUAGGGUACAAAAUCCCUCCUGAUAAAUUGUUGUUGCUGCUUAAAGAUGAUCAUAAUAAGCUGUUAAAUGAUGACGUAGAGGGUAACGACACAGAACAGAAGGUGAAUCCUGAAGAUAAGCUCAACAGUUUCAGGAACAGAGACCGCAGUGUGUUUUGCAGUCAGAAGCCAUCACUUGGGACAUCCCAUCCUCAAGAGAACCUACAGCAGUCUGAUGAGCCUGGGAAGGAUUGCAAGAAACUUCAUCUUUCUCCUGGUUUGCAGCAUCACUUAGGUCAUAACUGGAUCAAGAGCUCUGAAUGUGACAGUGCAACACCCUCAUUGCAUCACUCUAGACAGAAAUCACAGCAGGGUGCUCAGCCUGUGAACAGGUACAACAGGGUUCAUCUAACUACUGCCCCAGAGUUUCAUUUAGGAUGUAACUGCAGCAGCAGCCCUAAGGGUAACUGUGAACCCUCCUCUAUACAGCAUUGUGGUCAGCAUGUGUUGAAAACUGACAGACUUCUUCCCCCAGUUGUACCACAGCACCAGUCUGGACAUAAUUGCAGCAAGAGGUCUGAAUGCUACACAUGUCUUAGUAAAAAGAAAAGUGCAGUAAUUUAUCAGACGUGUCACAAGGGAGAGACGUCAUAUCAAUGCACUGAAUGCAAUAAGCAGUUUAUGUGUCAAAGUCAUCUGAAGCACCAUCAUCAGCCCAUCCACACAGUAGAUACUCAUACAUGGGGAAAAACAUGUAAAUGUCCAAAAUGCAGUAAGUGUUUUACACAUAAAUAUCUACGCAGAAUCCAUCAAAAAGUUCACACGGGUGCAAAGCCAUAUAAAUGUGCUGAAUGUACUAAGUGCUUUGCAUUGAAAAAGAACCUUAUAGCCCAUCAACAAAUUCAUACAGGUAUGAAACCGUAUAAAUGUAAUGAAUGUAGUAAGUGUUUUGCAAGGAAAAAGAGCCUUAUAGCCCAUCAACAAAUUCACACGGGUAUGAAACCGUAUAAAUGUGAUGAAUGUAGUAAGUGUUUUCCGUAUAAAAUGUCCCUCGAUAGACAUAAACUAGUUCACAGUGGGGAAAAACCGUAUAAAUGUGCUGAAUGUAGUAAGGGUUUUACCCAGAAACAAACCCUUAUAACCCAUCAAAAAAUUCACACAGGGGAAAAACCGUAUAAAUGUGCUGAAUGUAGUAAGUGUUUUGCAUGGAAACAGAGCCUAGUAGUCCAUCAAGAAGUUCACACAAGGGAGAAAUCGUAUGAAUGUGCUGAUUGUAGUAAGUGUUUUCUGUGGAAACACCACCUUAUAAGUCAUCAACGAAUUCACACAGGGGAGAACCUUUAUAAAUGUGAUGAAUGUAGCAAGUGUUUUACAUAUAAAAAGUCCCUCGUUAGACAUAAACUAGUUCACACUGGGGAAAAACCAUAUAAAUGUGCUGAAUGUAGUAAGGAUUUUACCCGGAAACAGACCCUUAUAACCCAUCAAAAAAUUCACACAGGGGAGAAACCGUAUAAAUGUGCUGAAUGUAGUAAGUGUUUUGCAUGGAAACAGAGCCUUGUAGUCCAUCAAGAAAUUCACAUGGGUAUGAAACCAUAUAAAUGUGAUGAAUGCAGUAAGUGUUUUGUGUGGAAACACAACCUUAUAAGUCAUCAACGAAUUCACACAGGGGAGAACCUUUAUAAAUGUACUGAAUGUAAUAAGGGUUUUGCAUGGAAAAGUAACCUUAGAACUCAUCAACAAAUUCACACAAGAGAGAAACCAUAGUGGAAAACUGUAAAAAGGGGAGGAAUUUAAGUAUGGCAUGGACCGACUACAACAAAAAAGUACAGAAUAAGCAAUUUAUUAUUGACCCAAAAAAGUUUUCUAGAGAACUGGGAAGUAAGGUAAAAGGAACUGAAAG
Molecule: messenger RNA, 3225 nt
Organism: Protopterus annectens (West African lungfish)
Lineage: Eukaryota; Metazoa; Chordata; Ceratodontiformes; Protopteridae
Product: zinc finger protein 182-like
Exons: 7
Coding region: 255-3089 (944 amino acids)
Biological process (GO): regulation of DNA-templated transcription
Molecular function (GO): zinc ion binding
Source: RefSeq, a predicted model, not a curated record